UGAUUUUUUUUUUUUUUUUCCUAAAUAGUUCAAGGCUUUUAUUUAAUAAAUAUGUAAUUUAAAGACUAAAUAAUAAAAAUAAUAGUAGCAAUAUUAAUAAAGAAACAAAAUCAUGGAUGUGAUCGAUAAGCAGUCAACAUUUCCUCAAACAGAAAGAAUGGAUAGUAUUGGAAAAGAUUGCAAUCCACUCAAGCACAAGUACGAUGAUUGUUUUAACAAGUGGUAUUCUGAACAGUUUUUAAAUGGAAAUUGGACUACUCCAAAUGGUCAACCUUGUUCUGAGUUGUUCACCGAAUACAAAGCAUGUGUUGUGAAAACUUUGAAUAAUAAGAACAUAGACAUUGAUGAAGUGCUAAAAACUGUUCUUGGUACUAAUUCAGAAAUGCAACCUCCACAUUCACCUGAUGCCUAA
Messenger RNA from Hydra vulgaris (swiftwater hydra), 412 nucleotides. RefSeq lists its product as uncharacterized. Gene Ontology annotation, biological process: phospholipid translocation. Gene Ontology annotation, cellular component: mitochondrial intermembrane space; cytosol; nucleus. Gene Ontology annotation, molecular function: phosphatidic acid transfer activity. The record is from RefSeq and is a predicted model, not a curated record. NCBI's taxonomy places the organism in Eukaryota, Metazoa, Cnidaria, Hydrozoa, Anthoathecata, Hydridae.